CGACUACAUCCAAGGUUCACCGCAUCGAGGGGAUGAGCUCUUCUCGGUUCGAAUGAUUUAUUCGUUUGUUCCACGUACGAAGGACUGCGAAAAUUAUUCGCGGACGAGACGAGACACUCGAGGCGUUUUGAUCGCAGGGAGGAGUUCCAACUCGUCGUCGUGGAAACACAAAAAGGAGGAGGCUCCCGGGCGCGUCGAUGGCUAAAUAAUGUCGAAGAGCAUUCCCGAUACCCGAGCCGCGGUGCCGAGCGCCAAGUCGACGAUCGGGAAGUUUUAGUGCUGCUACGAGCGCGAUACACUACAACUACGACGACGAGGAGGAGAAGAAGAAGAAGGAGGUGGACGAUCGACGCAGUGGCUGAAUUCUAAGUAUACUGUGAUGCGAAUAAACGUACCCGCGCGAUCGGUUGCUAUCCCGCGAUUCUCGUGGUCCUCGUUGAGGAAGGACGCAAUCUCCGAGUAAGAAAUUGCGCGAUAUACGAGCCGAACAACCGUUAAUCGCGCACACAUACUAACAUAUAUAUAUAUAUAUAUAUACACACAUACAUACGUAUAUAAAAUAUAUAUAUACACACACAUACACAUCUACGCGGCCAAGCUCGCGCAAGAUAGAUUUUCCCCAGUCUCUCCUUCCUGAAGAUCCGAGGCGACGAGCCUUAACGCCGUGUUUUGUUUCUCGCGCCUUCUCGAGCGCGACAGUGCGAUGUUUCGAGGGUCGCGCGCCUCGUGAGAAGAGAGGAAGAUCCGAGAGAAAUCCUCGCCAUCCCUCUCCGCCUUCGCUCUCUGGCCCUCGGCGAAGCCGCGUGCAGAGGCGAGAAAACCGAGUAGGGAGGAGUCACAGAAGGAGGCGAAGCUGAAAGAGGAGGAAGCAGGAACAAUCAUGGACGGAGAACGACCUCCUCCCCCACGGCCUCUCGGGAUGGCAUCGUCCACGGGGGCCGGAUCCGCGACGACGAACGGCAGCACCGAGGAGCUGGACGGCGGCGAUCUCUUCGGCGGAGGCAACCCUGGGGACGCCCUGGAGGAAGGCUGCGGCAACGGCGAGGCCAGCGAUCAGAUCUGCGCCGUUUGUACGAGCAAGCUCUGCGCGCCCAGGGUGCUCACCUGUCUCCACGUGUUCUGCGAGGCCUGUCUGGACAAGCUGCUGAUGGACGAGGCCGGGGACUCGAAGGUCGGCUCUGUCAUCAGCUGUCCCGUGUGCCACCAAGAGACUUCCGUUAGUUCUAAGGGCGCCGCGUCGCUCACGUGCGACUACGUUCUCACCAAUAUAUUGGACAUGUCCGCUAUCGAAAACAUGGCAGUACUGUGUACCUCCUGCAAGGCCAAAGAGAGCGCCGUGGCGCGCUGUUCGGACUGCGCCAAUUUUCUCUGCCCGAACUGCAACACGGCGCAUCAGUUUAUGCGUUGCUUCGAGCACCAUAAGGUUGUCGCCUUCGAAGACUUGAAGCAGUCCAACGAAGCUAUUCCGAUACACAAACCGAUAUUCUGCGAAUGCCAUCCCGCUGAGAACAUGAAGUUCUACUGUCACACAUGCCAGGAACCUAUUUGCAAUGAAUGUCUGCUUGUGGAGCACAAAGCACCGGAGCAUCAAUAUGAACGACUAACGGAUGCGGAACCACGACAGAAAGAAGAAUUAGUCAAUUUGAUGACUGAAAGUAAAGUAAAAAUUGUUGAGUGCGAUCAGGUAUCGGCACAAUUGAAUAAUGCACUUAGCGAGCUGCAAGUACAACGUGACCAAGCGAAAGAUUUAAUUAUAGAGACUUUUCAAAGUUAUAAGGCAAUAUUGGAGAAAGUUAAAAAGAAUACAUUAACCGAACUCGAUAAAUUGCAUUUGGACAGAGAACUUGAAAUCAUGGAUACUAUUCACAGUGUCGCAAAAACCGUAGAAAAGAUAGGUGAUGCUUGUCGUUUUACUUCGAGACUCCUAGAACACGGUGAUGCAGUGGAGAUUUUGGCCCUUCGCCGUAUUGUAGGAGGUCAAUUGAUGAAUUUAGUUAAAAAUACACCAAAACAUAAUGUAACAUUCUCUAUCGAAUUUCAAACGGAUUAUAAUCAUUUUGAGAAAACUGUAAAGGAGGUAUUUGGGAAAUUUCAUACUGAAAGUACACCAGAAGUGAAACCUCUUCCUGAACCAAUUUCAACAGUAUCAGGAGUCUCUACGAAUCAACAAAUUGUUCACACCACUUCAAUGGGUUGUCCAAGUUCCAUCAGCACAAGUUCUCCCAUUUCACUUCCCACGUCGAUGCAAUCCUCUUUUGAAGGUGAACCCUCAUUUGUUAUACCACCAACUUCAAGUCCUCAAAAUAUUCCACCACCUCCACCACCUGUACCUCUUCCACCAGGUACGGUUCCUAUCCACGGACUGACUAGUAUCCAAGAAUACAAUCUACAACAACUGGCCAGUUUAGCGGAAAAGGUAGAGAUGGUGGGCGAUACUGGUGUAGUUGGACCUAGUUCAAACCCUAGUCCAACUCCGUCCUUCACUUUGGCAGACUUAUUUGCUGGGGAUCUAAGUUCAACAAGCCAUGCCAUCAAUAAUUUACAAGCUCUCGCAAAAUUAGGAAAUACUCUUGGUAAUCAAGAUCUAGGAAAUGCCACUAUUAAUGGCAGUGGUGGAUUAGUAUUGGGACGUGGACCUUCACCAGCCAUUGUAGAUACCCCAAAUCUGGGUCCUUUGGCUGCCAAUAAUCUUUUAAAUGGAGGAUUUCAGCCACUGUCCUCUUCCACUUCACCAAUACUUUCACAGGGUGCUGAUGACUUAAUAGGUGAUUCUAUGCAUAACAUGCCUGUAGUAGUAGGAAAUACCGUUGCCAAUGUAACUGGAUCAGGGACAGGAAAUUACCCUGCUCACCCGAGAUCUCAGAAUACGAAAUUGACGCCUAUGCAUAUCCGGAGCAAAUUUGGACAGUUAGGACCCAGUAAAGGGCAAUUCAAUUCUCCUCAUGGAUUUUGUCUGGGAACUGAUGAAGAUAUUAUCGUUGCAGAUACAAAUAAUCAUAGAAUUCAGAUUUUUGAUAAGACUGGUACCUUCAAAUUUCAAUUUGGUGUUCCUGGUAAAGAGGAGGGACAAUUGUGGUAUCCCAGGAAAGUGGCCGUCAUGAGAAAUAAUGGCAAAUUUGUUGUAUGUGAUCGUGGAAAUGAACGAUCUCGAAUGCAGAUAUUUACAAAGAACGGUCACUUUAUUAAGAAGAUCGCUAUUCGUUACAUCGAUAUCGUAGCUGGCCUAGCUGUUACCAGCCAAGGACAUAUUGUGGCUGUUGACAGUGUGUCGCCAACUGUGUUCGUAAUCAGUGAUACUGGAGAUCUUUUGAGGUGGUUUGAUUGCAGUGAUUAUAUGAGAGAACCAAGUGAUAUCGCUAUCAGUGGCAAAGAAUAUUUUGUUUGCGACUUCAAGGGACAUUGUGUCGUCGUGUUUAACGAAGAGGGUAAAUUCCUGCGUCGCAUCGGCUGUGAGAAUGUAACAAACUUCCCAAACGGGAUUGAUAUUAGCGAUGCAGGAGAUGUAUUAAUUGGAGAUUCACAUGGUAAUCGUUUUCAUGUAGCUGUCUUCUCUAGAGCUGGCUCUUUAAUUUCCGAAUUUGAAUGUCCAUAUGUAAAGGUGUCUCGAUGUUGCGGCUUGAAAAUAACUUCAGAGGGAUAUAUUGUAACACUGGCCAAAAACAACCACCAUGUCCUUGUAUUAAACACUCUUUAUAUAUUGUGAAGUGGCAUCAGACGAGUAAGUAUGUUGUAACUUUCUCCUUCGAAUGAAAACUUCUUUGGAAACUGCUUUCAACGAAAGAGAUGAGAAGGGCAUGCCCAAGGCAUUACGUUCCAAUUUUGGGCCUAUCGAAGCAAUAGAAACAAGUGCAGCAUGCAGCUUUAAUAGUUGUAAAAAUAUAAUGCGUCCCCGUUUUAUGAAAGUAACAAUAUUGAAAACAAAAAAAAAGCAGAAAGAUAAUGUACGUCUCCGACCAAACAGUAUAAUAGUAACUUAGCAAUUUGCAUUUUGGUAAACUGCCAAAGUAAAUUAAAUUAACUAAGUGAAACCAGUUAAUUGAGAGAAAGAAA
Messenger RNA from Nylanderia fulva, 4050 nucleotides. Its product is annotated as protein meiotic P26. Lineage: Eukaryota; Metazoa; Arthropoda; Insecta; Hymenoptera; Formicidae. Gene Ontology annotation, molecular function: zinc ion binding; protein binding; ubiquitin protein ligase activity. Gene Ontology annotation, cellular component: nucleoplasm. The record is from RefSeq and is a predicted model, not a curated record.